AUGGUUGAGUUAAGCGAAAUAGAGGCGACUUACUACUUAAACAUAGCUCUGAGAGAAGCUGAAAAAAGCUUGCACAAAGAGUUGAAGGAAAUGCCGAUUUUCUGUUUACUAAUAAACGAGAAAAGGGAAAUUAUAUCAAGCUCCUACAAUUACACGAACGAAUCAAAAAAUGGCUGUCGACACUGUGAACUUAUUGCGAUAGAUAAGUAUAUUUAUGGUGAAAAUUAUGAGAAAAUGAAAAAUUUGAAUUUGAUAAAAUGUUUUAACAAUGAUCGAAAUGAUAUAGAAAAUUCGAUAAUGAGUUAUUUUAUGAACCCAUAUAUAUUCCAAAAAAUAAAUGAAACAAAUGGAUGCAUUUAUAUAAAUGAGAAUGGUACUGAUGAAACACAAAAGGAAAAUUAUUUAUCAAAUCAGAAAUAUACUGACAGUAAUAAUGAUUCUUAUUUAAACAUUACUGAAAAAGAAGUUGAUGUAAAAAAAAAGAUAGAAAAACUUAAGAACUGCUGUAUUGUUGUCACAUGCGAGCCAUGUAUCAUGUGUGUAUAUGCGAUAAAACUAGUAGGAAUAAAAAAUAUUUACUUUUGUUGUCUGAACGAGCGUUUUGGAGGAUGUGGCUCCGUUCUUUCUUUGCAAAAAAUAUACGAUAUAAAUGUGAACUACAUCGAAUGUGAUCAACUGACAAAGAGAAGUAUUAGCCUUAUGAAAUCCUUUUACAGAGCUGGAAACCCAUCAGCACCUGAAGAAAAGAGAAAAAGAGCAUUGUCCUAA
Plasmodium malariae is the source of this 768-nucleotide messenger RNA. Its product is annotated as cytidine and deoxycytidylate deaminase, putative. Bases 1 to 768 code for a protein of 255 amino acids. Gene Ontology annotation, biological process: tRNA wobble adenosine to inosine editing. NCBI's taxonomy places the organism in Eukaryota, Apicomplexa, Aconoidasida, Haemosporida, Plasmodiidae. The record is from RefSeq and is a predicted model, not a curated record. Gene Ontology annotation, molecular function: tRNA-specific adenosine-34 deaminase activity. The transcript is spliced from 5 exons.